Paramecium tetraurelia is the source of this 1346-nucleotide messenger RNA. RefSeq lists its product as uncharacterized. Lineage: Eukaryota; Ciliophora; Oligohymenophorea; Peniculida; Parameciidae. Gene Ontology annotation, biological process: intraciliary transport; cilium assembly. The record is from RefSeq and is a predicted model, not a curated record. Gene Ontology annotation, cellular component: intraciliary transport particle B; centriole; cilium. The transcript is spliced from 6 exons.
AUGUCGGAACCAUAAGUAUAUAAUAAAUUAAUUAGGUUAUAUUUAAUGUAGCCAAAAAUGAAUAAGGCCAUCCCAGUCAGAAUUACAAGAAGCUUGUUAAAAAGUAUAAGAGUUAAUAUAAGUUUGGCUUAAACAAAGAUGACUUAGUUAUAGACAAAAUCAGAAAUGCCAAUUUACUCAUUUUUGCUGGGUCCAGAGCUCCCUUUACUGAAAAAGAAAUCAAAUGCCUCGAAGAAUAUCUCAAUGGCAGGAGGCAAUGUAUUAAUCUUAUUCUCUGAUGGUGGUGAGAGUAAGUCUACUAGCAACUUAAAUGCAUUCAUUGAGAAAUUUGGAAUCUAUGUGAACAACGAUUGUGUUGUAAGGACAUGCUAUUUUAAAUAUUUUCACCCAAAAGAAGCAUAUAUUUAAUAAGGAGUUAUCAAUCAAGAAAUAGUUCGUGUGAUUAAUGGUGAAUAAAGAGAGACUAGAAAAAACAAGGCAUCCACACCAUACCUCUAAGGAGUCAUCGAGAUGGAAGAUACUGAAAUUAACAAUCAAAGUGGCCUCGACUUUGUCUAUCCCAACGGAGCCACUCUAAUUGUGAAGGACAAGGCCUUCCCCAUCCUAUCCACUGGCCCUAUGUCUUAUCCAUGCGAAAAACCAAUCAUGGCCGUCAAUCAAGAAAAGGGUAAACUAGUAGUCGUAGGCUCAACCGACAUAUUCAAUGAUGAAUACUUUGAGAAGGAUGACAAUCAAAAGAUUUUUGACUUCCUCUUAAAGUUCUUCUUAACAAAGGAGGUUGAAUUCGAUAAGAAAACUCCUUUCGCUGAAAACGAUUGCAAAAAUGCCCCUGAUAUUGCAGAGCUAUCUGAUAAACUAAAGAGUUGUUUACAAGAAAGUGAAGAACUACCAAAAGAUGUGACAACCUUGUUUGAUUCAACCUUAUUCAAAUUUGAUCUAGAUCUCAUUCCAGAUGCAGUCAAGCUAUAUGAGACUCUCUAGGUCAAGCAUGAACCACUGACUCUUAUAGUUCCCCAAUUUGAAACUCCCCUAUUGGGAUUACAACCAGCUGUCUUCCCGCCUAUUCCAAGGGAAUUACCACCUCCUCCUCUUGAGUUGUUUGAUUUAGACGAGGAGUUUGCUUCUGAAAAAACUCGUUUGGCGUAAUUGACAAACAAAUGCACAAAUGAAGAUUUGGAAUAUUACGUAAAAGAGGCUGGAGAUAUCAUAGGAAUCACAGAUAAAUUAAAGAAUAGACAAAAGGCAUAGUCAGUAAUCCAUUAUGUUCUGGAAAAUUUAAUCAAUUUUAAAAAAUUAAAUUAAGGUUGAGCUUUAUUAAUAAAUAAAUAUAAAGUUACAUCUAAUUA